AUGGAUCAGGAACUGACCGGCGCCCGAAUGCCUUUUGACAUGAGGCUUCAUGUCCCGCCCAUGGCACAAGCCUGCUACGCUGCAGACCACUAUCAUGCAAUGAAGAGACUAGUAGCUGAGGGAUACAUAACGAUAAAGCCAAACGCAAAGCUCAGGCUGGGACCACGUGGGCUUUGGGAAGCUGAGGGGCAAUCUCCUCUCGCAGAAACAACAUCGCGAGAGGAAAGUCCGCUUGAGUCAUACAUCUCUGCAGAAACCGUCAAGCCUAGAACGUUACUUGGGUCCAAUCACUCGCAUGGCGACCGGGUAUGUGGCCGGAGUUGGGAAGGCCAAGUUCACAUUCUCAUCCUAAUGAGCCAGAUGAACGGGAUACUUGCAACAGAGCAUUACAACGCUCACCCGGCGUGGACUAGAUUACAAGAAAAUCCAAGCCGUAUCGAUUGGACCGCAAAGGCUCUCAAGUUAGCCAUAAUGCAAGCAAACAAGGAAGAACUCGAAGACUGGGACGCUUUCAACGUGACUCGUGCAUAUUUCACAGACAGCAGCCCCGAAUUUGGACACGUAGCGUCCGUGGAUGCUCUCGUGGAAGCAUUUUGUCACUUCUGUGGCCACCCUACGUCCGGGCCUUUCUUUCCAGGAGGGACCCUCGGAGAUAAAGAUAUGGAAGCUCAAAGAGUGAAAGCACUGAAGCAAGUUGCACAGACGAAAGAUCCAUCAAACGCAGCCGCAAUAAUGCACUACAUCACGUUGGUACGGAUUGCCAGGGACUCUCGCCAAGUAGGACCAGACAUUUUCCCUGCCAUGGAAGACCUUUAUGACCACCUGGCUGCAAUGAUUCACAAGAGGAGGCUAGGGGAUCGUAUGAUGGAACUUACUCGCCGCUGA
Messenger RNA from Trichoderma atroviride IMI 206040, 885 nucleotides. NCBI's taxonomy places the organism in Eukaryota, Fungi, Ascomycota, Sordariomycetes, Hypocreales, Hypocreaceae. The record is from RefSeq and is a predicted model, not a curated record.